AUGUCCGAACCACCACGGAAACGCGCAAAGCUGGCGUGUGUGACCUGUAAUGCGCGACGCGUCAAGUGUGAUGUCACGGAUCGCCAUCCUUGUACUAACUGCGCAGCCGGCAACGUCGAAUGCGAGACGCGUGAAUCGAGGCGCGGAAAGCACGUCAGGAGGCCGCGGGCCGAGACUGAGGUCCGCAGCAGAACCCCACCAAGUACAUCGGCUCUGAGCCCGCAGCGACACGAGGACGAGGUGGCAGCGUCACAUGUUCUCGCGUCGCUAUCGUCAAAUUUCCACAGCCCCAACAAUACCCACACGCCCGCUUCCGGAAGCCAGUACCAACUUCACACUCCGGCAGUGUCGACAGAACAGCAGAGCAAUCCACCAACGACAGGGUCUAUUCACCAAGACGACGCCGUCUUCCUUGGUGAAUCCAGCUCUUUGCGCUAUGUGACAACAGGGGAGGCUGGCGAGCUAUCUGCAGCAGCAGCAGAGCGCCGACAGUCCUGUUUUCGCCAUGCCGUCCCAAACGCCGCAAGAGCAGAAUCGUUCGUGCCAGAAUGGGAAUCCGAUCGACGUCUUGCGCGCAAGAAGAUCCUGCAAGCAGAGGGAGCCUUUUCAUUUCCCCCUGCCGAGGUCCGGCUCGAGCUCCUCCAGGCGUACUUCAAAUGGUUUCAUCCACACUUCGCAAUCAUAGAUGAAGAAGAAUUCUGGGCCUCAUACCAAGACUUCACGUUUUCUGCCUUGUCUUUACAAGCUAUGAUGUUUAUUGGCGUUAUCCACUGCGAAGAGUCUACCCUCAAGGCUCUUGGGUGGGGAAACCGUCAUCGAGCAAAAUGGUUCUUUUACAUCAGGGCAAAAGACCUAUACGAUGCUACGUACGAGACUGAUAAGGUCACAGUCAUACAAGCUCUGUUUCUGAUGAGCUUUUGGCGAGCUGGUGCGUUAUUGGAGAAGGACGCGCGACAUUGGCUAGGCACAGCUAUUAGUCUCUCGCAAACAAGAGCACUACAUCGUUCCGGGGGCGAUACUGAUGAGAGACGCGCGAGGGUCAAGAGGAGGCUCUGGUGGGCUAUAUAUGUGCGCGAGCGACAAUGCGCAUCGGCUCUGGGACUACCGUGCCGCAUACGCGACAAAGAUUGCGAUAUCGAGCCAUUGUCCUCCGCGGAUUUCACUUCUGCUUUUGCGUCAUCCACUUCUAUCGAGGACCGCCAUAGAUAUACGGUUUACACGAUAAGUAUGGUGCAGCUGGCAGUCUUCCUGGGCAGAGUAGUGGAUGCUGGCUAUCUGCCAGGGCGAGAUCUUGCCCCCGAAGAAAGAAUCAAACUCCGGAACGAGCUACAUAAGUGGAGACAAGAUCUCCCGAGUGUCAUGCAGCUGCAUACGGAUGCUGGCGACCCACCUAACUUCCAAGCCAGCAUGCUCCAUCUCGCGUACAACAACCUACUCAUUCUACUCCACCGCACAAGCUUCGUUGUAGAUGAGAACAGUAACACAUCCGCGGACGGGAAUGUAGCGCUCCAGGCGGCAGCGCGCAACUCGCGUAUAGUCGAGGAUAUGCUACCAGAUGGCAACAUCGGUCACGCUCAGAUGCACGUCAUCACAAACCUCUUUAACACACUUUGCAUCCACGUUGUCAACUUCCGGCGCUCGAGCGGUAUCAACCGCACGCUCGCUGAACAUCGAGCCAAGCUUUGCCUGUUGGGCUUGCAAGAACUUCAAAAGACAUGGGAAGUGACAAACUGGGUAUUGCAGCUAUUCUUCCAAUACCUCGAUAGAGAAACUGCUUCUAGGUUGGCUAUGGAAGCGGAUGACGGAGGCGUCGCGAGGAAUAUUGGCCAGUCUAGUUCGGUCGGCACUACUGCGCAAAUGCCGUCGCAGCAAGAAGGUGUCGAUAGCAUCGCAAUUCGUAACACCCAACAUGAUAUGGAAGGUCCUGCGUCAGCUGCCACUAGCCCUAAGCCCUGGUCAUGGACCCUGGACGAAGCGGAUCAAUAUCUCUUCACGCAGAUUGAGAACGAUUUUGCUUUUGGUGAAGGUACCCUGCAGCAAUGGUGUCCAGAAGAUCUGCUCACAACGGAGUGA
Molecule: messenger RNA, 2073 nt
Organism: Alternaria rosae
Lineage: Eukaryota; Fungi; Ascomycota; Dothideomycetes; Pleosporales; Pleosporaceae
Product: fungal-specific transcription factor domain-containing protein
Exons: 2
Coding region: 1-2073 (690 amino acids)
Biological process (GO): regulation of DNA-templated transcription; DNA-templated transcription
Molecular function (GO): zinc ion binding; DNA binding; DNA-binding transcription factor activity, RNA polymerase II-specific
Source: RefSeq, a predicted model, not a curated record